Brassica oleracea var. oleracea is the source of this 2597-nucleotide messenger RNA. RefSeq names its product ATP-dependent DNA helicase DDM1. Gene Ontology annotation, molecular function: ATP binding; DNA binding; ATP-dependent chromatin remodeler activity. The record is from RefSeq and is a predicted model, not a curated record. NCBI's taxonomy places the organism in Eukaryota, Viridiplantae, Streptophyta, Magnoliopsida, Brassicales, Brassicaceae. Bases 120 to 2444 code for a protein of 774 amino acids. Gene Ontology annotation, cellular component: nucleus. The transcript has 16 exons.
GCGUCUUUUCACUUAUACCCUCGUUUUGAAUUUGCUCUCGGAAAGCGUCUGAGAGAGUGCUCGGUGGUUUCUCCCGCCGCUUGUGGUUUUUUCCGUUACCGGAAUAUCCUUCUCCUCCGAUGGUUAGUCUGCGCUCCACAGAAAACACUCCGGCUUCGGAAAUGGCCAGCGACGGCAAAACGGAGAAAGAUGGCUCCGGCGACUCACCCACAUCUGUUCUCAGCGAUGAGGAAAACUGUGAAGAGAAAACUGCUACUGUUGCUGUAGAGGAAGAGAUACUUCAAGCCAAGAAUGGAGAUUCGUCUCUCAUCUCUGAGGCCAUGGCUCAGGAAGAAGAGCAGCUUCUCAAAAUCCGGGAAGAUGAAGAGAUUGCUAAACGUGCUGCUGGCUCUGGUGAAGCUCCUGAUCUGAAUGAUACUCAGUUUACUAAACUUGAUGAGCUCUUGACGCAAACCCAGCUCUACUCUGAGUUCCUUCUUGAGAAAAUGGAGGAUAUCACCAAAAAUGGGAUAGAAGGUGAGACCCAAAAGGCCGAGCCUGAGCCUGAGCCUGAGCCCGAGAAGAAAGGCCGUGGACGUAAAAGAAAGGCUGCUCCUCAGGGCGACAGUAUGAAGGCUAAGAAAGCUGUCGCUGCUAUGAUUUCAAGAUCCAAAGAAGGCCGUGAAUCUGCUGACUCAGAUCUGACAGAGGAAGAAAGAGUCAUGAAAGAGCAGGGUGAACUUGUUCCUCUUCUGACUGGCGGAAAGUUAAAGUCUUAUCAGCUCAAAGGUGUCAAAUGGCUGAUAUCAUUGUGGCAAAAUGGUUUGAAUGGAAUUUUAGCUGAUCAAAUGGGUCUUGGAAAGACAAUUCAAACCAUUGGUUUCCUAUCACACCUCAAAGGAAAUGGGUUGGAUGGUCCGUAUCUAGUAAUUGCUCCACUCUCUACUCUUUCAAACUGGAUGAAUGAGAUCGCUAGGUUCACGCCUUCCAUUAAUGCAAUCAUUUACCAUGGAGAUAAGAAAGAAAGGGAUGAGCUCAGGAAGAAGCACAUGCCCAGAACUGUUGGUCCGAAGUUCCCUAUAGUCAUAACUUCUUAUGAGGUUGCUAUGAAUGAUGCUAAAAAGAAUCUGCGGCACUAUCCAUGGAAAUAUGUUGUGAUUGAUGAGGGUCACAGGUUGAAAAACCACAAGUGUAAACUGCUGAGGGAACUAAGAUACUUGAAUAUGGAGAACAAACUUCUGCUGACAGGAACACCUCUGCAAAAUAAUUUGUCUGAGCUUUGGUCACUGUUGAAUUUUAUUCUGCCUGACAUCUUUGCAUCACAUGACGAAUUUGAAUCAUGGUUUGAUUUUUCUGGAAAGAAUAAUAAUGAAGCAACUAAGGAAGAAGGAGAAGAGAAAAGAAGAGCUCAAGUGGUUGCGAAACUUCAUAAUAUACUACGACCUUUCAUCCUCCGAAGAAUGAAAUGUGAUGUUGAGCUCUCACUUCCCCGGAAAAAAGAGAUUAUCAUCUAUGCUACAAUGACGGACCAUCAGAAGAAGUUCCAGGAACAUCUUGUGAACCACACCUUGGAAGCACACAUUAGAGAUGAUACUGUCCGAGGUCAUGGCUUGAAGGGAAAGCUUAACAAUCUUGCUAUUCAACUUCGAAAGAACUGCAACCAUCCUGACCUUCUUGUGGGGCAACUAGAUGGCUCAUAUCUCUACCCACCUUUGGAAGAUAUUGUGGGACAGUGCGGUAAAUUCCGCUUAUUGGAGAGAUUGCUUGUUCGGUUAUUUGCCAAAAAUCACAGAGUCCUUAUCUUCUCCCAGUGGACAAAAAUACUGGACAUUAUGGAUUACUACUUCAGUGAGAAGGGGUUUGAGGUUUGCCGAAUCGACGGCAGUGUGAAACUAGAAGAAAGGAGAAGACAGAUCCAAGAAUUCAAUGAUGAGAAGAGCAACUGCAGGAUAUUUCUUCUCAGUACCAGAGCUGGAGGACUCGGAAUUAAUCUUACUGCUGCAGAUACAUGCAUCCUCUACGAUAGCGAUUGGAACCCUCAAAUGGACUUGCAAGCCAUGGACAGAUGCCACAGAAUUGGUCAGACAAAACCUGUUCAUGUUUACAGGCUUGCGACGGCUCAGUCAAUAGAGGGCCGAGUUCUGAAACGAGCAUACAGUAAGCUUAAGCUGGAACAUGUGGUUAUUGGCAAGGGGCAGUUUCAUCAAGAACGUGCCAAGUCUUCAACACCGUUAGAGGAAGAUGACAUACUGGCGUUGCUUAAGGACGACGAAAAUGCUGAAGAUAAACUGAUACAAACCGACAUAAGCGAGGAGGAUCUUGACAGGGUGCUUGACCGGAGUGAUCUGAUGAUUACCUUACCUGGCGAGACUCAAGCACAGGAAGCUUUUCCAGUGAAGGGUCCGGGUUGGGAAGUGGUCUCGUCUAGCUCAGCUGGAGGGAUGCUGUCUUCCCUCAACAGUUAGAACCACUCUUUGCAAAACCACUUCGGUGUGUUUUUUUUUCCGGAACAUAACCGGUUACUUUUGCCUGCUACUCGGAAGUUUUAACUUGAAACCUUGGAAACAUCUGAUGAAAACAAUUGCGGAUAUUGUGUUAUUAGACUAUUUAUUUAUGCC